Messenger RNA from Chenopodium quinoa (quinoa), 1990 nucleotides. Its product is annotated as CMP-sialic acid transporter 4-like. The transcript is spliced from 15 exons. Gene Ontology annotation, cellular component: Golgi membrane. NCBI's taxonomy places the organism in Eukaryota, Viridiplantae, Streptophyta, Magnoliopsida, Caryophyllales, Amaranthaceae. Gene Ontology annotation, molecular function: pyrimidine nucleotide-sugar transmembrane transporter activity. The coding region runs from base 176 to 1216 and encodes 346 amino acids. Gene Ontology annotation, biological process: pyrimidine nucleotide-sugar transmembrane transport. The record is from RefSeq and is a predicted model, not a curated record.
AGUAACUUGAUCUCACAAACCACGAUAUCGUACAGUUCGCUCGACGCUCUUCAGUCUUUUGUUCAGGCACGAAAUCGAACACACUCCACUACACUACAACACAGUGAGUGACGGUGUGUAAACCAUUUCUUCUGAAGACCAAAUUUCUCAGCAGAGUUUGAUUUUGCCUUCUUCAAUGGAGUAUCGCAAGAUCAAGGAUCAGGAUAAAGAUGAAGAAUCCGCGGGUGACCUAGAACUUUCACGAGGGAAACCUAAUUCAGCUGCUUUGGGAGCUUUAUCUGGUGUAGCACCUCAAUGGAAGCGCAAGUCGAUGGUUACGCUUGCGCUGACUAUACUUACUAGUUCACAAGCUAUACUUAUUGUCUGGUCAAAGAGAGCUGGGAAAUAUGAUUACAGUGUUACAACUGCAAAUUUUUUGGUUGAAACUUUGAAAUGUGCAUUAUCACUUUUAGCCUUGGCAAAAAUCUGGAGAACUGAAGGUGUUAAUGAAGACAAUAGGUUAAGCACUACAGUGGAUGAAGUAAUUGUAUAUCCUAUACCAGCACUGCUUUAUCUUGUCAAGAAUUUGCUUCAGUAUUAUAUCUUUGCAUACGUGGAUGCUCCAGGAUAUCAAAUAUUGAAAAAUCUGAAUAUAAUCAGCACUGGUGUUCUCUAUCGUAUCAUUCUUAAGAAGCGGUUAAGUGAUAUUGAGUGGGCUGCUUUCAUUCUACUGUGUGCUGGGUGCACCACUGCACAGCUCACCUCCAAUUCUGAUCAUGUUCUUCAGACUCCACUUUAUGGUUGGGUCAUGGCCAUUGUCAUGGCUCUUUUGAGUGGGUUUGCUGGGGUCUACACGGAGGCAAUUAUCAAGAAACGUCCCCAAAGAAACAUAAACGUGCAGAACUUCUACUUAUACGUCUUUGGAAUGAUUUUCAAUGCCGUUGCAAUAGUGAUUCAAGAUUUUGAUGAAGUUGCAAAUAAGGGUUUUUUCCAUGGCUACUCGUUCAUUACUGUACUCAUGAUUGUAAAUCAUGCACUCAGUGGCAUUGCUGUCUCGAUGGUAAUGAAAUAUGCUGACAAUAUCGUGAAGGUAUAUUCAACUUCGGUAGCAAUGUUGCUGACAGCAAUUGUUUCUGUUUUUCUGUUUGGAUUUCAUCUCUCCCUUGCCUUUUUUCUUGGUGCUACUGUUGUGUCUGUCUCUGUGUAUCUACAAAAGGUUGGGAAAACGCCAAGGUAGCCGAACGCAGCAAUUCCUCUCUUUAUGAUUGGUCCCAUUGUGCUUAUAGAAUUUUUGCUAACAAAAUGAGACAGAUGAUAUUGUGGAAUUCAUAUUGACAAUGUCCUGAAGCUAGUGCUGUCACGAUUGGUGCUUCCGGUUCUAACAAUUUCUAAGCCGGAGGAAAGGCUAUAGUUUUUCUGGAGCCAGCGUGAUGAUCCUUCUACUAAACUAUGUGAAAGGCAUAUAGAACUUGUCAUGUCAUGUUGCAUUAAUUUUGUAUGGAUCAUUGUAAAUGUCAAUAUAUACGUAACAUUUGAGCUACUUGUGGUAACAUCUUGUUGGGUUCAUACUUGGAAAAGCUGCUGGUACAGGGGCGGUCUGCUUUGUACUGUAUGCGUGUCCCCUUCAUGUAUAUGCCAAGGUUGCCUAAUGGGAGUACCUUGUCUAUUGUCCAAGAGUAGUAUCUUAAUUAGCAUCUCACUCUAGAAUAUAGUUGUGUGAAAUGGGAUUAUUUUUACAAUUUGAAAAAUUAGAAAUGAUUUUUUCAUUAUUACUUGAAUUUUUAACAUCAGGACCAAUGAGUUUGGCCUUCUCUUUUCUCCCACGGUUUAUGUUGAUAUCUGAAAAAUCACUCUGGUAAAGGCUUGUGGCAGAUUUGGGGAUCAAUUGUGAAUUUGUGACCUCGUAUACUGGGGAAAAAAAGGAGUUUAGUAAGCUUGACUGAUAAAUGGCAACUAAUAGAUACUGAGGUGCCCUUAUAUAAAUGUUCUAUGGAUAAUCAUAAUCUCUAAC